Closterium sp. Yama58-4 is the source of this 2118-nucleotide messenger RNA. NCBI's taxonomy places the organism in Eukaryota, Viridiplantae, Streptophyta, Zygnematophyceae, Desmidiales, Closteriaceae. The record is from the annotation of a GenBank genome assembly.
AUGCCGAAAAAGAACCCCAAGUCGAAACGUGCGGCCGCGAAAUCCGUCGCGCAGCGCGCGGAAGAUGACGAGCCGCCGCCGCUAUCCAUCGCGACGGUUGCUCGCGCCGCGUCCGAAGCCGUGGCGGCAGACCUAAUGUCCGCCGCGGAAUCGAUGUCCGCCGAUCGACUACGCGCCGAUGGCGUCAUUUCCGCCCUCCCCGCAAUCUCCGUCUCCGGCGGCGCCGCCGCAGUUUCCGCCGCAAAUGACGGCGCCGGCGUCGCCAUUGCCGUCGGCGGCCGGUCCAGAAGCCUGUCCGUCUCCCCUGCCGGCAGUCCGUCGGCCGUCGCUGCCGCCGCAACAGCCGCCGCGGGAAUUGGCUUCACAGCUAAGAGUAACCUCGCAGCUAAGGCGGGCUUAACUCCUAGUCCCGGUAGCGCCGCCGGCGGCGGCGGAGGCGGCGGGAGUGGCGGGGGAACGGGGAGGAAGCUCCGCGUGGGGCGGCAGCGAUCGUGGCUGCCACGUGGCAGCAGCCCGUCAGCGUCGCAAGCAGCAUCUGCCAGCUCACCUUUCACAUCAGCCCCCUGGUCGAUGUGUCGGUUCCGCCUCACCACUCUCCUCGAAAUCGCCUUCUCCUUCCUCCUCCUCUUCGUCACCCUUCUGCUGCACCGUAACGGCUGCCUCUCCCCCUCCUCCGCCGCUUUCCCCCUCUGCUGGCGCAACCUGGGCGUCUCCCUCCCCCCAUCCCUCCGCCCAUCCCUCCCCUCAUCCCUCCGCCAAUCCCUCCCCCCAUCUGUCGUGCAAGGAGAGAGCCGCGGGGGAGUGAGAAGGAGGGGGGAAGGAAUGGGGGGAAGAAGAGAGAGUGGGGGGAUGCAGGGGGUGGCGGAAGGGUUGAGGGGAAGAGGGAACGAGUCAGGGGGAGGGGAACGGGGAGGGGGAGGGGGAGGUCAGGGGGAAGGGGGAGAUUCGGGGGAAGGGGAGGCGCAGCAUGGGGGGAAGAGGGGGGGAGACGAGUGGGUGCUGCGACCUGAUGAGAAGUUCAUGUGGUUCGCCAGCCAUGGCGGGUUUGGUAACCAGGUGGGCGACAUUUGGAUUCUGGUGAUUCAAUUGGUGUGGGGCCUUCGCCUAGCUGGCCUUCUCAACAGAACGCUCAUCAUCCCCCCCAAGCUCUCGCACUUCGCCAAGUCGUCUGGCAUCGACUGCUCUUCCCCCCCCCAUCCCUUCUCGAUAUUUCUACGUCUCCCUCCGUUGCAGGUGAUUCAACUGGUGUGGGGUCUCAGGCUAGCAGGUCUCCUCAACCGAACGCUCAUCAUCCCCCCCAAGCUCUCCCAUUUCGCCAAGUCAUCUGGCAUCGGCCGGUGCGAUCGCAACCCCACCAAGCCGGACCGGACGCGGCACGAUGCGUGGGGUCACUACUCUGACAUGAUGCGCGGGGGGAAGGGCUAUGUAUCCAUGGCUGAUAUCCUUGAUUUCAAGACUCUGCCGCCUGCGCUCAUCCGAACCAUCGACCUGCGUCACUUUGCCAGCCGGUUCUGCCACUGUGACGUGGCACCCGCCUGCUACGGUGGCGCGUGCCGGCAGCUAACUCACGGGCGGCACCAUGACCCCCACUCACGUAAGGACGACAAGUGCAUGUGGGAGUGCGGAGCAAAGCUAGGGGCGCAGGGAGGGGCGAGUAAGAAAUGGAGGAAGGAGGGGGUGCUGUAUCCGGUCGACAACACGUGCAAGGACACACUGUGGACGAUUGGCAAUUAUGCAAGUCUCAAGGACCUAGUAGCAGCAGUGGGAGACAAGGAGCCAGCAGUGCCGGCGUUUGCCCACAUCAACCUGAAGCACAACCGCAAUGAGCCCGUACCACUGAAUAUCUUCUCUACUCUGGGGGACUUAUCACCUGCCAAGGACAGCAAGGUGUUGGCCUUCCCCUCGCUCUUCCAUCCUCGCAUUGCAGACAUCAAUCUUGAGUGGGACGACCGUGUGCAAGCGAUUAGAGAGGCACCCGUAUCGAUGCCCUUCACUCCCCCUAUAAUGGACCUGGCUCGUGGCUUUAUAUACAACAGCAUAGGCCGGCCCUUUGGCUGCAUGCAAGUGCGGGGCACUGACGGCAUGUUCGUCAAAGCGCUAAAAAACACUCUCAAGUAA